GAGAGAGAGUGGGACCCGGAUGCUGAUGCGAGUGAGGCGAAGGAAGGAAGAGGAGAGAGAAAAUAUCGAUUUACGGCAAGAAAACCGAAGGGAGUAUAAUACAGGGGCCUUUACCCUGCGCGAACUAUUAUCAGAAGUGAGGAGGGGAAUAAGGCAGUCGAUAAUAGUGCUGGUUGAUCUGCGGAUAUCUGUGUUUUUUUUGUACCUGUGCAUCCGCCGGUGAGGGAGGAGGACACGCCAAAGGAGAGAGGAGAAGAUGCUGUGAUCCGCUACUUGCAGGGAUGUAGAAACGGGGAGAGACAGGGAGGGGGAGGACUAGGCUACCUUAAAGAUGGUUAUUUUGCUAGGAAUAUGCGUUUCACCUCGAAAUAUUGUGAGAAUGCAGUCUGAUAAAUCUUACCGUUUGGCGUUGCCUAGAAACUUCAGGAGGUGUCGGUUUUUUUGACAGGCGGCGCGAGACGGCCGUUGGUCCAGGCGUUAAAGCUAAAGCUAGCCUCGCUGCUGUGUGGGAGAGCGGCGGCGAGGCUAAAUAGCAUGUUGUUGCACCUGUAAAACAGGCCUGACAGACAGAAUAACACUGAUUUUAUUUUCAGUGCUAACAUCCACUCGAUGUAUUUGGCGUUUUGUUGGUAAACUCAACCAGCAAAGGAUAUCAAUCUUUGCAGCAGACGUGGAAAAACACUGGUGGUUUUAAGCCUAUAACGUUACUCUGCGAUAAUUUCCUUAUUAUCUGUCAUAUAUAGCUAGUUAACGUUAUAUCUAUGGUUAACGUUAACGUUAUACAUGUAAGUUAACGUAUACGAAUAAGAUAGCUAAUGCACAGGAGUGAAUUCUCUUUAGUUUUGCCUAACUUAUCAUGUUUAUCUUUAGGGUAGUGGUCAGUAUUUAACGCUUAGAACAGCCUAAUAACUUGCCAUCAUCUCCGUUUCUCUGCUUUAAUCUAGGUAGUAAGCUGUUUUUGUUAAAUAUCACCGUUAUAACGUUACCUGUUUACCGUGCUUCAGAACACAAAUAUUAAGCUUUGUGUAUUAACCAGGUUUAGAUAAACAAUGUGAAUUUAUCAUCCAGAUGUUGUAACUCAGCACCAGUUUUUCCAGUGCAUUUUUACACAUUCACCCAGUAACUUUAGAGUGGCAGUGUUAUCACUGAAAUAGUCCUUCUAAUUAAAGCACCAUCUUGUAUCCACCAAUAACUGUAUCCGCUGUAUAAUAUCACAGUGCAAUAACCAUUGUGCAGUAGUUGUAGUGUAUUAGCCUCCAGUAAGAGCAGUAUGAGUAAGGAACUGUCUCUAAGUCAGUCAGCUCAAUAUGUUGGGCCCUACCGACUGGAAAAAACACUGGGGAAGGGACAGACAGGACUGGUCAAGCUCGGAGUCCAUUGUAUUACGAGUCAAAAGGUAGCGAUCAAAAUAGUCAACAGAGAGAAGCUGUCUGAGUCAGUCCUGAUGAAGGUUGAGAGGGAGAUUGCCAUUCUGAAACUGAUUGAGCAUCCGCAUGUGUUGAAGCUGCAUGAUGUUUACGAGAAUAACAAAUACCUGUACCUGGUGUUGGAGCAUGUGUCAGGAGGAGAGUUGUUUGACUACCUGGUGAAGAAGGGCCGACUGACUCCGAAAGAGGCCAGGAAGUUCUUCAGGCAGAUCAUCUCUGCUUUGGAUUUCUGCCACAGUCAUUCCAUCUGUCACAGAGACCUGAAGCCUGAGAACUUGCUCCUGGAUGAAAAGAACAACAUCCGCAUCGCUGACUUUGGCAUGGCCUCCCUCCAGGUGGGGGACAGUCUGUUAGAGACCAGCUGUGGAUCACCACAUUAUGCUUGCCCUGAAGUUAUACGGGGAGAGAAAUAUGAUGGACGGAGAGCAGAUGUGUGGAGCUGUGGGGUCAUCCUUUUUGCUCUACUGGUGGGCGCCCUGCCCUUUGACCAUGACAAUUUACGCCAGCUCCUGGAGAAGGUGAAGAGCGGGGUGUUCCACAUGCCCCACUUCAUCCCUCCGGACUGCCAGUCUCUGCUCAAAGGCAUGAUUGAGGUCAACCCUGAAAUAAGGCUCACGCUCGAGGCCAUCCAGAAACAUGCCUGGUAUCUGGGUGGUCGUAAUGAGCCGUGUCCUGAGCAGCCUCCUCCCAGGCGAGUGUGUGUGAGGCGAAUCCUGUCCCUGACUGAGCUAGACCCAGAUGUGUUGGACAGCAUGCACUCGCUGGGUUGUUUCCGAGACCGAGGCAAGCUCACACGGGAUUUGCAAUGCGAAGAAGAAAACCAAGAGAAGAUGAUCUAUUACCUGCUGCUGGACAGGAAAGAGCGCUACCCCAGCUAUGAGGAUGAGGAUUUGCCACCGCGCAAUGAUGUAGCAGACCCUCCUCGAAAGCGUGUUGACUCUCCAAUGCUGACGCGCCACGGCCGCUGUCGCCCCGAGAGGAAAAGCUUGGAGGUACUGAGUGUUACUGAACAGGGGUCCCCUACCCCACCUCGCAGGGCCCUGGACACAGCUGCACACAGCCAGAGGUCUCGCUCAGUCAGUGGAGCAUCAACCGGUCUCUCCUCCAGCCCUCUCAGCAGUCCCAGGUCCUAUCAAAGCCCCGUCUUCACUUUCAGCCAAUCAGACGUCACCUCUGCCACCGCUACCCCGCUCCCAAAGGAGCCCAAACAGGGAAACGCCACUACUCCUCGCUCAGCUCGGGCUCAUGACAAGCUCAAAGCUCCCCCCAACCCAAAGACCCAGACCCUGCCCACCAAAGGACCGGCCGACCGACCCCAUCUGCAGCCCAUCAAGUCCUUGCCUCUGCACAACCCAUCCUCCCGCUCACCCUCCCCUUCUUCGCUCCUGUCACCCAUCCCUCGUUUCUUCUUCCCGUCGUCCUCUGUCCUAAAGUCAGUGACUAAGAGCUUCUACCCAAACUCUACCCACUCUGUGCCGCAGGUCACUCCCCAAGGCUCUCCGUUGCCCACACCCUUGGGCACCCCUGUCCACCACCCUCACCACCCCUCCUCUACCCCGCCCUCCUCUUCCUCAUCCUCAUCCUCCUCGCGGGCGGAGGGAGGGGGAGGGGUGGGCUCGCUGUCGCUGACCCCACCCUCCAGCCCAGGAGGGGGAAGCGGCAUGGCAGCCAGCAGCUCUGCCCACUGGAGGACUCGCCUCAAUUCUUUCAAGAACAACCUGCUGGGCUCACCUCGUUUCCAUCGCCGUAAACUGCAAGGUGAGUUUGUUCCUACAUCAGAAGACAUGUCCAGUCUAACACCAGAAUCCAGCCCUGAGCUGGCUAAGAAGUCGUGGUUUGGGAACUUCAUUGGCUUGGAGAAGGAGGAGCAGAUCUUUGUGGUGAUCAGAGACAAACCUCUGAGUUCUGUCAAAGCCGACAUUGUCCACGCCUUCCUGUCCAUCCCGUCACUCAGUCACAGCGUUCUCUCCCAGACCAGCUUUCGAGCCGAGUACAAGUCCUCCGGCGGUCCCUCUGUCUUCCAGAAGCCCGUCAAGUUCCAGGUGGACAUUGCUUUCUCCGAAGGCGAGAGGGAGCGAGACAGGGAGAGGACCGAGAGGGAAGGCAGGAGGGAGACGGGAAUCUACAGCGUGACGUUCACCCUCAUUUCAGGUCCGAGUCGCAGGUUCAGACGAGUGGUGGAAACAAUUCAAGCCCAGCUUCUCAGCUCCCAUGAUCAACCCAUGGUGCAAGCCCUAUCUGAUCCCUUCCCAGAUGAGAAGAAUGGCCGGCCCCAUGGGACCCCCACCCGCCAAAACUCGAGGCGCUCCGAGGGUGGGGGUGACAGGUGUGAGUGGGGCGACCGAGCAGAUGGCGGAGGCAUAGGCGGCAGCGGGGGAGUUCUGCAACGCAGAGGCUCGGCAAAGGAGAGAACCCGACUGCUGUCCUCCAACGGAACCCAAUCCCAACCGUAGGCUAGAAAGUGAGAGCAUGCAGCGGGAUGCCUGAACUACACCGGAAAGAAGACCAAGUAUCCCUGCAAGCCAUGAGCUACUCCCACUCUUCCUUGACUAAGUUAUUGAAGGUGCUUGACCAUAGCAAGGAUUGAGCCUUUUCCCCAUCACGUUUUUUUUUUUUUUUUUUUCCUCAACUCAACAUUCUUUUGAUCUUCUGGAUCACCAGGAUUCCUACCCUUAAAUGAGAACCAAGUGUUAAGGAAUCACCCUUUAAUGAAAAAAAAAAAUAUGUGAAUGAGCAGUUUUGGUAUCCAUCAUAGAUACAGCUUCACAGAUCAAACUAGGAAUUUUGAAUUGCUAAUGUGCAUGCCAGUUAGCAAAUCAGCCUGCUAAAGGAUGCUGAAAUGAUCAGAUAGGCUAGUCUACCAUAUCAUUGUAAUACAGUAUCUGACACCAAAAAGAAAUAAUGGUCUCACUCUUAAAAGUAACCAGUGCGCUCAUAUCAUUAUCAAGCAACAUGCAACUACCAGUCCAUACUGAAAGAAAUAUAGAUGUAUCUCAGCAGAUGAACCCUAAGAGUUAUCAACCUGCUCCCACUUCAGUGAGUGGUGAUGAGCUGAACAAAACGUCCGCAUUUUCUCAGGAGAAACUACACCCUGGAAUUCCAGCAGUGUCUUCUCCUGAGGUAAAGAAAAACCAACAAAGUAAGCUAAGUAAGUGAAUGUGAAAAAAAAAAAUAUUUUUUUAUUUAGUUUUUAUUUAUUGUUUACAAAUGUAUUUUGAGGAUGUCAGUAGCACAGUGAUAGCAGUAAAGGCAGUAACUGAAAAUACUCUACAGUGGCGGAGAGGGGAAGCUGUUUACCAGUUUAUUUUAAGAAGGCAAUCUUUUAAAGUUAAACGUUGUGAUUCUUUUGUAUUUUCUUUUUACUCAGAGACAAUAUAAAACAAUGCAUCUAAGAUUUUUGCAUUGGACUCUUGUUGCUCUGAAGAAAAGUAUUUUUUGAUUUGAACAGAAAUAUGAACAUUACUUUAUGAAAACACAAACAAACAAAAAAAAAACACUAUGAGUGAAUAGUUCCAUGAACCUCAUCACAGCUGUUUGUGCCCAGAUUGAAUGAGAAAAGCAUUCCUGGCCCGCGGAUCAAACAGAAGCCACCUUUCUCGCAGAGCUUGUCUCCUAUUGCCAUAGUAUUCAUCUACUGACUCAGAAUAAAAUAAAACAACAAAAAAAAAAGACAACAUAAAUUCAUCAAUGGACAUUUUCAUAAUGCCGGACUAAGGCUUGCGAUGUCAAUUCCUUGUUGAACAGGACUUCAAAAUGGGAAGCAAACAAAGAGUCUCCUAACCCCAUGCUCCUCACUUCAGUGUUCACCAACAAGCCAAGUAGUCCAUCACUGCACCCACGCUCAUCGCCAGAGUCGCACCAUUCUGCAAGCAGACGUAGCAACUCGGGACAGUCAUGUAUUACUCCAGCACUCUAUCAGACUACAGUAGUUGAUGUUUUUCACCAGUCUUCCAUACAGCACAAUAUGCAACAAAAGUGCAGAAUGUUUUCAGAGAGAUACACAGUGCUACAGUUCUGUUUAUUUUAAAGGCAUUUUGUUUUGGUUUUUAUAUUUGUCCACUUACUUAUCCAUCUAUUUAUUUAUAUUUAUUUACUUUUUUGGUCACGUGGUUGUUUGUGUCAUGUAUUUGUUUACAAACUAGAUUUUAUGCCAACAAAAAUUCAUCAAGCGCUAAUUCAAGAAAACUGUUCUAUUUCACUUCUCAUUAUAGCAGUACUGACAAGUUGCUCUGAUCUUACUUCUCCAGUGAUGUUUAUAUCUUACAUCUCUUUUAUCACACUUAUCUCUGGUAACUGGAACGUGUGUGUGAGACGGGUGGAUGGUGGCUGAGUGAGAGUGAGCUGAAAACUUUGCAGCAGAUGCAUUUUGAGCUAAUCACAUACGGAGAUUUCGACUGACCCAGGAAUAUAUCACAUUAACUAACAUAGCCAAACCCUACCAGGCAUUCUCACACACAUUAAAAUGCUUGCUAAUUUUCAUCAUCUCUUGCUUUUAUGCCUUGUCCCUUUGACCAGUCUGUUGGCCUCUUCACCUGUUGUGUAGCCAUCACCAAAAGAGAAAUUGUACAAAGUUGUUUGCCUCACUGUCCGUACGCACUCUUUGAUUGCUCAUCAUCACCACUUUCAUCUUUCUCAUCACCACAUCACCUCCACUUUCAUUGACCCAACUCUGGCUAAGAUUGUAAACUAUUCUCCAUUCAUAAGGGUCAGUAGAAUAAGGUGUUUAAAAAAUGAAAUGUCUGUAUCAUAAUUUAAAUAUAAAAAGUGCACUAUUAUAACAAUUGCCUGUGAUAAAAAGAACAAUUAUGGUUGAAUUGAUGGUCAAAAUAAAGAGAGAUCCACCUCAUUGUUAUGGUUACAAUAAUAAACCCUAAAUUAAUG
This is a messenger RNA of Perca flavescens (yellow perch), 6308 nucleotides long. It is a transcript of the gene brsk1a, whose product is annotated as BR serine/threonine kinase 1a. Bases 1271 to 3880 code for a protein of 869 amino acids. The transcript has 19 exons. The record is from RefSeq and is a predicted model, not a curated record. NCBI's taxonomy places the organism in Eukaryota, Metazoa, Chordata, Actinopteri, Perciformes, Percidae. Gene Ontology annotation, biological process: protein phosphorylation; intracellular signal transduction. Gene Ontology annotation, molecular function: ATP binding; protein serine/threonine kinase activity. Gene Ontology annotation, cellular component: cytoplasm.